CCUUCUGCUUGCUGUGCUCAUUUCAUUGUUGAUAGUAGACCGCACAGGUGCUGCUUUUGUGAGGUUAGAACAUGCGAGUUUGUGGAAUGUGUGAUUCGUCUUUAUGAGAAUAAUUUCAGACAAUUAUUAGGAUGUUUCGAUCGACAAGGUAUUUGUUAUCCACGCUACAUCGCGUAAAAGAUCGCCGUUGUCUACACAUAUCCGGUCAGCAUAUGUCAGACAUUGCCGAGUAUGAAUCACCUAUCACGGACGAAUAUAAAAAGGGUCCAAUGGAGGGUAGAGCCCUUUAUUUGGAUGCCCAAGCUACUACUCCACUGGAUCCUCGGGUGUUGGAUAAAAUGAUGCCAUAUCUGACAGUAUUCCAUGGCAAUCCACAUUCCAGAACUCAUAUGUAUGGUUGGGAAACAGAAGCAGCAGUUGAGCAUGCUCGCCAACAAGUUGCAGAUCUCAUAGGAGCAGAUAAGAAGGAAGUGAUAUUUACAUCUGGUGCAACAGAAUGUAAUAAUAUAGCUGUGAAAGGUGUAGCAAGGUUCUACAAAUCGAGGAAAAAUCACAUUGUGACGACCCAGACAGAGCACAAAUGUGUAUUGGAUUCAUGUAGAGCCUUGGAAGCAGAAGGAUUUGAUGUAACAUACAUUUCUGUUAAUUCAAACGGUCUUAUUGAUCUCAAUGAAUUAGAAGCAGCCAUAAGACCAUCUACAGUGCUUGUUUCUAUAAUGAUGGUGAAUAAUGAGAUUGGUGUUAGACAGCCUAUCGAGGAAAUUGGUGUCAUUUGUAGGAAGAAGAAAGUUUUUUUUCACACUGAUGCUGCACAAGCUGUUGGCAAAAUACCAGUCGAUGUUAAUGCCAUGAAUAUUGAUCUUAUGUCUAUUAGCGGUCAUAAGUUAUAUGGUCCAAAAGGAAUCGGAGCACUGUAUGUUAGAAGAAGACCACGAGUGCGUGUGGAACCGUUGCAAAGUGGAGGUGGACAAGAGAGAGGAAUGAGAAGCGGCACUGUGCCUGCACCCUUAGCUGUAGCACUGGGUGCCGCUUGUGAGCUAGCGCAAAGUGAGAUGGAUUAUGAUCACAAAUACAUCAACAGGCUCUCAAAUUAUCUCAUUGAGAAGAUAAUGUCAAAUUUGACGCACGUUGUGCGAAACGGCGAUCCUGUGGCUUGGUAUCCCGGCUGCGUGAAUCUAUCGUUUGCGUGUGUCGAAGGUGAAUCGUUAUUAAUGGCUCUAAAAGACAUAGCGCUUAGCAGCGGCUCGGCAUGCACCAGCGCGAGCUUGGAGCCAAGUUAUGUGCUGAGAGCGAUUGGUGCUUCUGAAGAUCUAGCUCAUUCCAGUAUUAGGUUUGGCAUUGGACGAUUUACAACAUUCGAAGAAGUGAAUUUCACUGCGGAAAAUACGAUAAAGCAAGUGAAACGACUUCGGGACAUGAGCCCGUUAUGGGAAAUGAUGGAAGAUGGUAUCGACUUGAAAACUAUCAAUUGGGCUCAGCACUAGUACCUCAUCAUCGUGUGAUCUUUACAACCUUAAGUAUACAUAGUAUGUAUGAUGAUUAAAUAUAUAUUAUCGAUUGUAAAUUACAUUAAUAAAUCAAACUUUGAUUAUAAGUAUAAUUCCUCACAAUGUAAAUAA
Cataglyphis hispanica is the source of this 1619-nucleotide messenger RNA. RefSeq names its product cysteine desulfurase, mitochondrial (gene Nfs1). The transcript is spliced from 10 exons. Gene Ontology annotation, biological process: [2Fe-2S] cluster assembly. The record is from RefSeq and is a predicted model, not a curated record. NCBI's taxonomy places the organism in Eukaryota, Metazoa, Arthropoda, Insecta, Hymenoptera, Formicidae. The coding region runs from base 132 to 1484 and encodes 450 amino acids. Gene Ontology annotation, cellular component: cytosol; mitochondrion; nucleus. Gene Ontology annotation, molecular function: cysteine desulfurase activity; pyridoxal phosphate binding.